AUGGGCAAUACAGAUACACCAGCAUAUCUGACUUCAGAUGAUGCCAGAUACACUCUAGGUAUUCAUCGUGGUCCAUUAGUAUCCAAGAAUGAAGAUGAAGGUGCCCAACUCGCACAGGUCGAGUCGAUCGGUGGCCUGUCAUUGGAAACGAGGAAGUUGAAGCGCAGCGAGAAAUUCCAGCGCCAUUGGAAACGAUUCUGGUGUCUGCAUCUUUUGGUGACUAUCAUUUUUCUGGCGAUUUUCUUGCCUGUCUUCUUUUUGGUUGCCAUUCCAGCCAUCUCACAGAUGGUAGUGAACAAGUCUGACUUAGUAUUGGUCAAUGCCUCAGUCUUAAACCCCCGACCGGACAAGAUUCAAUUGACGCUGUUGUCGGCAUUGGACCUCAAAAUUGCAUUGCCAGUACGCAUCGAGCCCAUCACAUUAGAUCUGUUCGUGCGCGAUACGGGGGCAGAGAAUGCAUGGGGUCAGGCUAAAAUUGAUGGCAAAGUCAUCAAGGGCAACACUACUCUUGGUGUGGACAAGGUCGAGACGCCAUUGACCAACUUGGACACCUGGGAGGAGUAUGUACACAAUGUCGUGUUUGAAAAGGAGACUGCUCUGUCGGUCAAAGGUGUGACUAAUUCAUACUUGGGUGUACUCAAGUCUAAGGUCACUAUGGACAAGAAUAUCAUGUCGCCAGGUAAGCCGAAGAAGCAAAUCAUUCUAGAAGUGAAGCUGAAACUGACUUUCUUCCAAGUGCUGGACCAGUUCAAGAAAUUCAGUAUAGCCGACAGUGGACUCAUUGCACCCCUUGAGGACGGCACCAAUCUCGUCGGGAAUGCCACCCUCCCCAACCCGUCCGUGUUGACUCUUGACAUUGGCACAAUCGUCCUCGACGUGAAGAGCGGCGAUCUUGUCAUUGGAAACGCCACCCUUAAAGAUGUCACUAUUAAACCAGGCGACAACGUCUUUCCUCUAACUGGAAUUCUCGACAUCCACACCAUGGUCGAGAAUCUCGGAAAGGUGCUCGCCUCUCAGGCAAAUGCCCUCAAAACCGGCAGCCUAGCGCUGGAUACCGUAACCCGAACCGUCACCUGGAAUGGCACGCUGGUACCAUACUACACCAACGUGAUGAAGCAGCUAACGCUGACGGCAAACGUUCCAAUCGCUGAUCUAAUUAAGAACACUGUUCACAAUCUGCUGAGCAGCAAUCAAACCCUGAAAGACAUUAUCAACUCAGGGGGCGACACGACCGAGCUGCUAGGUGACCUCGCUCACAGCAAUGAAGACAGCGAUACUGCCAAUUCACUAUCCGACACCUCCGACCUCGCAUCAAAGAUGAAGGCGAACCUUGCCGUGCGUGACAUGUUCCGUGACACGCAUCCGGUUAAACGGGAUACAGCUAUCAACUUACUGGCCGGGAUGUACAAGAAGCUGUGA
Penicillium griseofulvum is the source of this 1419-nucleotide messenger RNA. Its product is annotated as DUF3712 domain-containing protein. Lineage: Eukaryota; Fungi; Ascomycota; Eurotiomycetes; Eurotiales; Aspergillaceae. The coding region runs from base 1 to 1419 and encodes 472 amino acids. Gene Ontology annotation, cellular component: fungal-type vacuole membrane. The transcript has 2 exons. The record is from RefSeq and is a predicted model, not a curated record.